AUGAAACACCGUCAGAGGGAGGUGCUCCGGCUGGUCCCCAGGAGGCUGGAAACUGGGAACAGCAAAUCUGAGGCACCUGUGGUCCCAGAGCCACCCCAGAACAGCACAAUAAAGGUGCUGGCAGCCACUAAAGUACUGAAUCCUUGAGGUUUUAUGCACGUUUAGGUUUUGCCUGGCUCUGCUCAGGAGGAAGGAAAGGCCUUGGCUUGAAGCAGCGAGCCUCCAAGGGAACAAGUGUUCUGGGAAAACAACCGUAGCAAAAAACCACUCACUCUUGGACACUUCACCCCCCUCAGGAAGCCUUAUCAGGAGCUUGGCGAGAUCCUCUACACAAAUCAAACAAAACCUCACCUCUGCUCUCUGGGGCAGCUUGCACGGACUGAUUCACUGGAACCAGAGAGGAGGGAAAUGGGAAUGGACCUGAGGCCUCUUAGAACAGCUGUAGCUCAGGCAAGACAUCAUCUCAGUUCUAUGAAGCAAGGUGGAGAAUACUAUAUACUCCAUCAGGAGUCACUGGAGAGGAAGAACCCACUGAAAGCAGCCCAGCAGGCUCAGGGCACAUGAGAAAGAACUGAGUUCCAGCCACUCGAAUAUUCCUGUGAUGCAGAGGAGUCAGAGGAACAAAUAAACACUCGCAUUCUGACAGAAGAGGCCCACAUGAGGAAGUCAGGGAAGAAGGAAAAAAAGAUGACCUGACAGUCCUUUAGUCCUAUUUAUACCAAUGUCUGGAUUCCAGUGCUCCUGGAGCAAAAAAAGGUAAAUUUGAAGGAAGAUUCAUAUCCUCUGUGUGAACAUCUUUUCCAACAGCUGUGUGCCACACACUGGCUUUUGGAAGCUUUGACUCUCAGAUCCAACAGUUUGAUGCAUUCCAUAUUAACCCACUGGAAUCCAAGUUCUAUAGUAAUAGAUACAUACCUACAGGAAGUCAUCACAGGUAAAAUGUCAAAAGGUGUCCAUAAACAAAAAGAGAUUGUUAAGAAGAUUGGACUGCAGAGCUGCCAUAUCAGCUCUUUCAUUAAAAGCAAAUCUGACUCGUGUGCUGAUGUGAGGCAAAAGUUCCAGCAACGUGAAGAAGCAGCUUGCUCUUUAUGUGACACCCUAGUGAGCCUUGAGAGGUUUCCUGUAGUGCUUGCCAGACUCGCUCGGUCUGUGAGGAGUGACUGUUUCGUACGGAAAAUCUUAAAAAACCUGGAAAAAUAUGGCAAGAAUCCCGACUUGAAAAUUCCAGACACGUUUCUUAAGGUUCUGGCUGAGGUACACAUGUGGUGA
Messenger RNA from Myiozetetes cayanensis, 1269 nucleotides. It is a transcript of the gene CCDC60, whose product is annotated as coiled-coil domain containing 60. Lineage: Eukaryota; Metazoa; Chordata; Aves; Passeriformes; Tyrannidae. The record is from RefSeq and is a predicted model, not a curated record.